AAAAGCGGCUCUCAGAGAUGAAAUGAGGGCGUCGGCGCCGCGCGCCGGGAUUUCCUCGACGCAGCCGCGUCUGGACCACCGUGGCGUAGAACUCCGGUUCACCAUAGUCCGCAAACAACUGGCCAGAUGACAUCCGCUUGGAAGCGCAGUUUACCGCUGGACGUUAACGAGCUAGUGCAACGGUGAUGACGGACGUCCAGUUCUUCGUCGGCUGCAUCGUGUUCGAUUGAUGACUGGAUUUCCACGGAGAAAUACACGGCAUGAAGUAUCUAAAGGUCGCCUUGUUCAUCUUCAACCUUUUAAUAUGGUUGGCCGGCUGUACGGUCCUCGUAAUGGGUGUUUGGCUCUUGUUGGGACCAAGCAACGACCAUCUCUUCAACCUUUUCGUCCCUGAUGUGACACCGCACGUGACCAUUCAUAUGGUUGCCUACAUUCUUCUUGGUCUCGGUAUCACCGUCGUCACAGUUAGCUUCUGCGGAUGUCGUGUUUCGUUUCACGAGAGCCAAUGCAUACUGGCAAUCUACAUGAGCGUCCUGAUCGCUCUGAUAGUGAUUGAACUGGUGAUAGCUGCGUUGGGUGGACUGAUGAUAUUCCGCGUGCUUUCCGGACUGGAGAAGAGACUUGGCGAACGCCUUUCUGACCACUAUGGCUACAACUCGAACAGCGACAUCUCGUUCAGUCGCAGUCUCGACUUUGCACAGUAUAAGUUUAAUUGCUGUGGAAUCCACAGUGAUGAAGACUACAACGACACAGCAUGGUGGAAAUAUAUCCAAGAAUCUCAAAGCAAGCGGCAACACGUCCCUUUGACGUGUUGUGUGCAGAACAUUGAGCCUGAAAACGCUGGAAGUCCAAUCAGCGUGGUGUCCAGAGUGUUUCACAGAAACGAUGACGAGCCGUGGGUUCAUCCUCAACCAAAAGACGAGCAGUCGUGUCAAAUUCCAGAUCCAGAAGGUCAUGCUAACUACAGAAAUAAAGAGGGCUGCCUUAAUAAAAUUAUCGCCUGGCUUCAAUUUCAAAGCUUCACCCUUGUGUUCCUGGCCAUGGCCAUGGCUGGUAUUCAAACAUUCGGUAUCAUCACCUCUGCCUUUCUCUGCCGCACUCUCAGAGAUAUGGACAUAGAUUGAAUGUGACUUGAUAGCCGACCGUUGCCCAUUCGUAGCGUCGAAAAUCUGAUGGAGUAGACCAGAUAAAUCGGCUUGCAUAUAAACUCAGUCAAAAAAGUGUCUCGUGUGAUGAUAACGCGUCUCGAUGCAGGCAAAACCUACGUUUACUGCUAUCAUUAAACACGUUAACAGAACGAACGAAUUACGUCCUUGUGCUAUUCAAGUAUGUCGAUAAGUCGUUGAACGUUACUUCAAACAAUGAUAAGAAAUACUUAUAUGCUGCGUUCACGCAGCGAUUAACUAGAAUGGUCAGUGCCACGGUCUUGUAUACAGGUGGUGGAGCCCAUUCCUUGGUUAUGGAGGGUAGUCGUAAAAUAAGAAGUAUCUCAUAUGGGUUUCCAACUGAAAAAGUGUCCAUGAAACGCAGGAAAUAGUGGUUUAACCUGUCGCCAGAAUGGCACUCAUAAGCAAUAAGUCUUCGAUCUGAUUGGUGCUUUGUGAAACUUUUGCUACAGCAACGCCAUAUUAAUUCCACUCUAUUUUAUGGACACUUUUUAUACACGUAAAUAGUCCUGGACAGUUUUUGGACGCCCCGAACAUCGAAAAUUGAGCGAAGUUUCCGAACCUGUAUACAAGACUUUUAUAAAAUAAUGAAUAUUACGUGAACCGCAGAUUUAAAUUCGACUAGCGUUGUUCUUGCUGUUAGUAGAGUC
Messenger RNA from Diprion similis, 1816 nucleotides. Its product is annotated as tetraspanin-9-like. The transcript is spliced from 9 exons. Lineage: Eukaryota; Metazoa; Arthropoda; Insecta; Hymenoptera; Diprionidae. Gene Ontology annotation, cellular component: membrane. The record is from RefSeq and is a predicted model, not a curated record. Bases 261 to 1124 code for a protein of 287 amino acids.